This is a messenger RNA of Hibiscus syriacus, 1748 nucleotides long. RefSeq names its product mitochondrial carnitine/acylcarnitine carrier-like protein. The coding region runs from base 372 to 1268 and encodes 298 amino acids. NCBI's taxonomy places the organism in Eukaryota, Viridiplantae, Streptophyta, Magnoliopsida, Malvales, Malvaceae. The record is from RefSeq and is a predicted model, not a curated record. The transcript is spliced from 4 exons. Gene Ontology annotation, biological process: mitochondrial L-ornithine transmembrane transport. Gene Ontology annotation, molecular function: L-ornithine transmembrane transporter activity.
UUGUACGGCUGUACAAUCACCAUUCACCAACCACGCCCUUUGAUGGGAGCCAAAGACGAUCACUGACAACUUAUUGGCCUCUGCUUGUAAAUCAAAAGCAAACAAGCAAUCCCAUCACAGCCACAAAUCUCUUCAUUUCUGUCUCUUUGUGUGAAAUCCACUCUUCACUAGAGUUCUUGGUACCCAACUACUCCCUUGUGGCUCUCAAUCCUACACUGAGAUUCCAUUUUUAAGCCUCUUCACCCCUCAAAAGAAAGGAACUUUGAGGGUGCUUUUUGCUGGAAAUGCUCUGUCACUUUCUGAUUUGAGAACUUGGGUUGGGACUUAAAUCUCCAUCAAAUUCGAUUCAGUUUCAUUUUCUAACGUUCAAGAUGGGAGAUGUAGCUAAGGACCUAACAUCUGGAACCAUGGGAGGAGCAGCACAGUUGAUUGUUGGGCACCCUUUUGAUACCAUCAAGGUGAAGCUUCAAAGCCAGCCUGCUCCGCUCCCCGGUCAACCGCCUAAGUUUGCUGGUGCUAUGGAUGCUGUGAAGCAGACUAUAGCUGCUGAAGGUCCCAGGGGCUUGUACAAGGGCAUGGGGGCUCCACUAGCCACUGUGGCAGCCUUCAAUGCUGUCCUCUUUACGGUGAGAGGGCAAAUGGAAGCAUUGCUGAGAUCCGAGCCUGGCGCCCCCCUCACGGUUAACCAGCAGGUCAUUGCUGGGGCUGGGGCUGGAGUUGCUGUCUCUUUCUUAGCUUGCCCCACUGAAUUGAUCAAAUGCAGAUUGCAAGCACAGAGUGCGUUGGUGGCUGACACUGGCUCAGCUACUGUGGCAGUGAAUUAUGGAGGGCCCAUGGAUGUAGCCAGGCAAGUGCUGAGGUCCGAAGGUGGUGCAAGGGGUCUCUUCAAGGGCUUGGUUCCCACCUUGGCUCGUGAGGUUCCCGGAAAUGCUGCAAUGUUCGGUGUCUAUGAAGCGCUGAAGCAGUACAUGGCAGGAGGGACCGACACAUCGAAACUGGGAAGAGGGUCGUUGAUUGUAGCCGGAGGCUUGGCGGGAGCUUCGUUCUGGGGCUCUGUCUACCCAACUGAUGUUGUAAAGAGUGUGAUCCAAGUAGAUGGUUGCAAAAACCCGAAGUACAAAGGCUCCAUACAUGCAGUUAGGUCGAUCUUAGCGUCAGAGGGAGUGAAAGGGCUUUACAAAGGGUUCGGCCCCGCCAUGGCACGAAGCAUCCCUGCAAAUGCAGCAUGCUUCUUGGCAUAUGAAGUGACAAGGUCUAGUUUAGGCUAAUCAAAGGGAGUGAAAGGGCUUUACAAAGGGUUCGGCCCCGCCAUGGCACGAAGCAUCCCUGCAAAUGCAGCAUGCUUCUUGGCAUAUGAAGUGACAAGGUCUAGUUUAGGCUAAUCAAAGGGAGUGAAAGGGCUUUACAAAGGGUUCGGCCCCGCCAUGGCACGAAGCAUCCCUGCAAAUGCAGCAUGCUUCUUGGCAUAUGAAGUGACAAGGUCUAGUUUAGGCUAAUCAAAGGGAGUGAAAGGGCUUUACAAAGGGUUCGGCCCCGCCAUGGCACGAAGCAUCCCUGCAAAUGCAGCAUGCUUCUUGGCAUAUGAAGUGACAAGGUCUAGUUUAGGCUAAUCAAAGGGAGUGAAAGGGCUUUACAAAGGGUUCGGCCCCGCCAUGGCACGAAGCAUCCCUGCAAAUGCAGCAUGCUUCUUGGCAUAUGAAGUGACAAGGUCUAGUUUAGGCUAAUCAAAUGUUGUUGUGGUUAAAAGU